Messenger RNA from Drosophila takahashii, 1739 nucleotides. RefSeq names its product probable ATP-dependent RNA helicase DDX47 (gene pths). The record is from RefSeq and is a predicted model, not a curated record. NCBI's taxonomy places the organism in Eukaryota, Metazoa, Arthropoda, Insecta, Diptera, Drosophilidae. Gene Ontology annotation, molecular function: ATP binding; nucleic acid binding; RNA helicase activity.
UUCUUCCUCUUUCGUUUCGACCACGUGCUGAAAUUGGUGGUAAUGUCCAUAGCGUGUCCAAAUUUUUGACGAAACUCAUGUAACAAAAUGUCGGAAACUUCAGAGGACGAGCAGGCGCAGCUGCAAACCAGCGACGAAGAGGAGCUAAGUGGCGAGGAGGAGCAGGAAGAUGAAUCGGCAGCGGAAGGUGAAGAAGAUGAGGAUGACGAUGAGGCGGCCGAGAGUGGCGCCGAUGGUGCCGCCAGUGGCUCCUCCGAGGUGGAGGACGACGCAGCCGAUGAUCAGAAGCUGACCUGGAAAGAUCUCGGACUCAAUGAGACUUUGUGCCAGGCCUGCGAAGAAUUGAAAUGGAAGGCCCCCUCGAAGAUCCAACGCGAGGCCAUUCCGGUGGCGCUGCAGGGCAAGGAUGUGAUUGGCUUGGCCGAGACUGGUUCCGGCAAGACGGGAGCCUUCGCCCUGCCCAUUUUGCACGCCCUUCUCGAGAAUCCACAGCGAUAUUUCGCCCUGGUGCUAACGCCCACGAGAGAACUGGCCUUCCAAAUCGGCGAGCAGUUCGAAGCGCUUGGCAGCAGUAUUGGCAUCAAGUGCUGUGUGGUCGUCGGCGGCAUGGACAUGGUGGCCCAGGGUCUGCAGCUGGCCAAGAAGCCGCACAUCAUCAUAGCCACACCGGGUCGCCUGGUCGAUCACCUGGAAAAUAUGAAGGGCUUCAACCUGAAGGCCAUCAAAUACCUGGUCAUGGACGAGGCGGAUCGCAUUCUCAACAUGGACUUUGAGGUGGAGCUGGACAAGAUCCUGAAGGUGCUGCCGCGCGAGCGUCGGACAUUCCUGUUCAGUGCGACCAUGACCAAAAAGGUGAAGAAACUUCAGCGAGCCUCGCUCAAGGAUCCGGUGAAGGUUGAGGUCUCCAAUAAGUACCAGACGGUUGAGCAGUUGCAGCAGUCAUAUCUAUUUAUUCCCGUUAAAUACAAGGAUGUCUACCUCGUGCACAUCCUUAACGAACUGGCGGGCAACAGCUUUAUGAUCUUCUGCAGCACCUGCAAUAACACUGUUAAGACUGCCCUGAUGCUUCGGGCAUUGGGAUUGGCAGCCAUUCCCCUGCAUGGCCAAAUGUCGCAGAACAAGCGACUGGCGGCCUUGAACAAAUUCAAGGCGAAGAAUCGUUCGAUCCUCAUCUCCACUGACGUGGCGUCCCGCGGCCUGGACAUUCCCCAUGUGGAUGUGGUCGUUAACUUUGACAUACCCACGCACAGCAAAGACUACAUUCAUCGUGUGGGAAGAACUGCGAGAGCGGGUCGCUCCGGCAAGGCCAUCACCCUAGUCAGCCAGUACGACAUUGAGCUGUACCAGCGUAUCGAGCACCUGUUGGGCAAGCAACUGCCCCUGUACAAGUGCGAGGAGGACGAGGUCAUGGCCCUUCAAGAGCGCGUGGCAGAGGCUCAGCGCACCGCCAAGCUGGAACUGAAAGAUCUUGAGGAUACAAAGGGUGGCAGAGGCCACAAGCGCGGGGGCGACAACCACGACGAUUCGGAGCACUUCACAGGAGCCCGCAAACGAAUGAAGCCCAUGGGUGGUGGUAAUGGUGGAGCGAGCAGAGGAGGGGGUGGUGGUGGUAAAAAGAGCUUUGGGAAGAAAAACUGGAGCAAAGGCAAACAGAAGAGAUAGUCUAGACUUUACUUAUAGGUUGGUCUCGACUUAAAUUAGUGCUACUGUAGUUCUUAAUAAAAAUAAUUAUAAUGAAA